This is a messenger RNA of Etheostoma cragini (Arkansas darter), 3462 nucleotides long. Its product is annotated as cryptochrome-1-like. The record is from RefSeq and is a predicted model, not a curated record. Gene Ontology annotation, biological process: circadian regulation of gene expression; negative regulation of DNA-templated transcription; entrainment of circadian clock by photoperiod. The transcript has 14 exons. Gene Ontology annotation, molecular function: FAD binding; DNA binding. The coding region runs from base 817 to 2679 and encodes 620 amino acids. Gene Ontology annotation, cellular component: cytoplasm; nucleus. NCBI's taxonomy places the organism in Eukaryota, Metazoa, Chordata, Actinopteri, Perciformes, Percidae.
UGUUGUCGGAGUCACGGCUGUGGGUGAAACGGCGAGGAGACUGAACAACUGUUCGUGGACGAAAAUUGACUUAAAACAUCCGAUCGAGAGUAAAGAAGACGACUCACACGGAACAGAAAAGGAUUUUUAACAGCUCUGUGUUUGUUCAGUUAGCCUUACGGCGACGAUUUGGACAUUAUCGCAAAAACGGUUUUUACAUAACCAGCUUUACCCUGUAACGUGUAUUCACGGUGGGGAGCAGUCGGAUCUGGCAACGGUAUCUUCUGCUCGUUUUCAGCAACAACUACCUUCAAAUACUUAGUAGCUAAUUACUCUGUUACUUAAGUAUACAUAGAUACUGUUUCUAGGGUGCAGGUCUGUAAUAGCGUUUUUGUACGUCUAGUUCUACAAGCUUUUUUUUCAUUAUUCGGGAAAAAUAAGUUAUACAACACAAAACGAGGUUACUGCACGUCAGCGAAUCGGGUCCUAAAGCCCGCCAGGUUGCUUCUCACAUUGCCGGUCUCGUGCCCAAAUGGUUCAUCGGCCAACGGUUUUUAAAUUCUUCGACAUAAUGGAGAAACUUCUGUUAGAGCAAGGUUAAUUGAAAACUUGGACUGCAUCAUUGAAAACAACGAGUUGUAUGCUACAAUAGCAUACAAGCUAAUAUAGCAUACAAGCUAACAUAGCACACGCACUUAAGAAAUUUGGAUUCCCAGUGACCUAGUUUCUUCUUUCUUGGAUACCAUUUUAACAGUGAAUCUGAGCAAUAGUGAAGUGAGCACAAAAAGACUGUUUUUGAAAUACAAAAAGGGAUAAAAGGACUCAUCCAGUUGAGUAAUGGUCAUUAAUACGAUCCACUGGUUCAGGAAGGGCUUGCGUCUCCACGACAACCCGGCGCUUAAGGAAUCUCUGCUGGGAGCGGAUACUGUCCGCUGCGUGUACAUCCUCGACCCCUGGUUCGCGGGAUCUUCCAACGUCGGGAUCAACAGGUGGAGGUUCUUACUUCAGAGUCUUGAGGACUUGGACUACAGCCUCCGUAAACUCAACUCUCGACUGUUUGUGAUACGGGGCCAGCCCACUGAUGUAUUUCCAAGACUGUUCAAGGAGUGGAACAUUUCUCGUUUGUCUUACGAGUACGACUCUGAGCCCUUUGGGAAAGAACGAGAUGCAGCUAUUAAGAAACUGGCCUGUGAGGCUGGAGUGGAGGUGACGGCUCGCAUCUCCCACACACUCUAUGACCUGGACAAGAUCAUAGAGUUAAAUGGGGGUCAGUCCCCGCUUACCUACAAGCGGUUCCAGACCCUCAUCAGUCGUAUGGAUGCAGUGGAGGGGCCUGCAGAGUCCAUCACGGCCGACAUCAUGGGGAAAUGCAGUACGCCACUGUCCGAAGAUCAUGACGACAAGUUUGGCGUCCCCUCCUUGGAGGAGUUGGGUUUUGAUACUGAAGGUCUGUCCUCAGCUGUGUGGCCGGGGGGAGAGACUGAAGCCCUCACGCGACUUGAGAGGCAUUUGGAGAGGAAGGCAUGGGUAGCCAACUUUGAGCGCCCCAGAAUGAACUCCAACUCGCUGCUCGCCAGCCCGACGGGCCUCAGCCCGUACCUGCGCUUCGGCUGCCUCUCCUGUCGCCUCUUCUACUUCAAACUCACCGACCUCUACCGGAAGGUGAAGAAGAACAGUUCCCCUCCUCUCUCGCUCUACGGUCAGCUGCUGUGGCGCGAGUUCUUCUACACGGCUGCCACCAACAACCCCUGCUUCGACAAGAUGGAAAGUAACCCCAUCUGCGUUCAGAUCCCGUGGGACCGCAACCCUGAGGCGCUGGCCAAGUGGGCAGAGGGCCGCACCGGCUUCCCCUGGAUCGACGCCAUCAUGACGCAGCUGAGGCAGGAGGGCUGGAUCCACCAUCUGGCUCGUCAUGCCGUGGCCUGUUUCCUGACCCGAGGAGACCUGUGGAUCGGCUGGGAGGAGGGCAUGAAGGUGUUUGAAGAGCUGCUGCUGGAUGCAGACUGGAGUGUGAAUGCAGGCAGCUGGAUGUGGCUUUCCUGCAGCUCUUUCUUCCAGCAGUUCUUCCACUGCUACUGCCCUGUGGGUUUUGGCCGACGCACAGACCCCAAUGGGGAUUACAUACGGCGCUACCUGCCCGUUCUGAGAGGGUUUCCAGCCAAAUAUAUUUAUGAUCCCUGGAACGCCCCAGAGAUUGUGCAGAAGGCAGCCAAAUGUGUUAUUGGAGUGCAUUACCCCAAGCCCAUGGUGAACCAUGCAGAGGCCAGCUGUCUCAACAUUGAGCGAAUGAAACAGAUCUACCAGCAGCUCUCCUGUUAUAGAGGCCUCGGCCUUCUGGCUACAGUUCCGUCCACCUCUAAUGCUAACAGUAACGGGGAGAUGUCCUCAUACGGGAUGGGAUUGUCUGCGGAGGGUACCCACAAUGCUGCAGCGCCAUCUCGCUAUCAGAUGCCGGUUCACUCCCAAAGAGAGAGACAAAGUGGUGUCAUGAUGUACUUGCAGAACGAUCCACAAACGAACUUCGGCACACACCAGCAAGGUUACGCAGGCACCAGUAUGAAGUCUUACGCCCAAGGCACAGAGCCUAUAAUUCAGAAAGGACGUGAACUCCAUUGCACAACUCAGACCGUUGUCAAACGACACAGCGAGGACUCUGGGAAUGGCAAAGGCUCUAAAGUCCAGAGACAGAGCAUUCACUAGGAAGGUUAGUGUCUCCUUACAGUGUACACAGCCAACACAAAGGCUAAGGUUUUUUUAUUUAAAUUCAUUGUUGCAAUGACACAAGCUCAAGAGAAGUGUCGUUAAACACACACACACACACACACACACACACACACACACACACACACACACAAGACUAUAUUAUCAUGGGGACUGCACGACCCGGCCAGUGGACUGACAUCCGUGAAGCGGCUGUUGCACUUUGCUCUUGUGUGAACAAAGUUCUUGUGUAUAUAAUGAAUUUGCUGAUUUCACAUACAACUUGUACAUAUUUGAAUAUACUGUAUGUGUCUUUCUUUGUGUAGCCAUAGACCCAUCAAUAUAUUUUUUAUAUGAGAAAUCAUUGUGGAUGGAUCUUGAUUUUUUUGUAACAUUUUCAAUAAAAAUUUAAACAUUUGUAGACCGUCCAUUCAAAAACAAAUGGUGAUAAAUCUUGUAUCGGUUCUAAUACGAACGUCGCUGCCUGUCUGCUUCCCAUUUUUCUCCCGUUUGAGCUGUUCCAAGAUAUCAGCUGUUUUAAUCAUUACCUUUCUCCGUCUCAGUACUAGUUAAUCCUCACCACUGUAGAAAUAUCAGUAUGAAGUAAACUAUCAAGUUGUUACACUUGUAGAAGGCUACUGAGAAAAGGUGACAGGGAGACAGAUUCUACAUGGGGUGCCCCCCCCCAACAUCCUUGUAUAAUCUCCAUUAAAUGUGUCACAUGAGAGAACUGCUACACUUGUUCCUUCUCAAUGUGCUUGUUUCAUUAAAACUGGAUAUAAU